AAAUGGCGACCGCCCGAUACUGGUAAAGUGGGACUGCCCUGUAGUCGUUAGAGAGAGACCACAGAGGUUUAAAGACAAGGUAGAUAUUGUUUCAGAGAAGAAGUUUUCUAGCUGCCACAAUCACCCAAGGCACUUUACUAAGAUAGGGUAUUGUCUCUCACUCUCUCUCCUCUUCUCCACCUGGGGAGCUCACGUGACUCUCUCCAGUCCUCAAUUAGUUCUUAGUAGAUGAUUUUAACUCGUUAUGUCAGCGUAUCAAGACUCAAGAGGGAAGGCCUUACUAUCAACAAGGCAAAGAGAAGAACUACAUCAUGCUAUAGCUGACUACUUGCUGUCUCAAGGUCUUACAGAAUCAGCGGAAUCAUUUAAAAAAGAAACUGAUUUAAAAGACCCUGGUAAUUCAAAGUAUAAUGGCUUACUAGAGAAGAAAUGGACAUCAAUAAUUCGUCUACAGAAGAAGGUAAUGGAUUUAGAGACGAAAUUGAGUGAAGUCCAGCGAGAGGUCGUAGAAGGCGGAGCCACGAGAAAGUCAAGAUCGGCAGCCGAUUGGAUCCCCAGACCACCCGAAAAAUUUGAGUUGAGUGGUCAUCGAGCAACGAUCACUACAGUGUUAUUUCAUCCUCAGUACAGUGUUGUGGCAUCAGCUUCGGAGGAUGCAACGAUUAAGAUAUGGGACUACGAGACGGGGGACCACGAGAGAUCGUUGAAAGGUCACACAGAUGCUGUACAGGACUUGGCUUUCGACCACACAGGGAAAGUUCUUGCAUCCUGUUCUGCCGAUAUGUCCAUUCGACUCUGGGACUUCACUACUUUCACUUGUACAAAGACUCUUCAGGGCCAUGAUCAUAAUAUAUCGUCGAUAGUUUUUAUGCCUUCGGGAGACUUUCUUAUAUCGGCCUCUCGUGACAAAACCCUCAAAAUGUGGGAAGUAGCUACAGGUUAUUGUGUUAAAACUUAUACUGGACACAGAGAGUGGGUCCGGUGUGUUAGAGUAAGUCCUGAUGGCUCGUUACUGGCAUCUUGCUCUAAUGACCAGUCGAUUCGUGUUUGGGUAGCCUCCACCAGGGAAUGCAAGGCUGAGCUCAGGGGACACGAACACGUCGUAGAGUGUGUUGCGUGGGCUAAUGAUGCUUCCCUCACACAAGUGGCCGAUGCUGUAGGUAUACAGACCAAAAAGGGAGGGCCUGCUCCUGGCCCCUUCCUAAUAUCCGGAUCAAGAGAUAAAACCAUCAGACUGUGGGACGUCUCGACUGCUGUCUGCUUACAAGUCCUGAUUGGCCAUGAUAAUUGGGUGAGGGGCCUCAUGUUCCAUCCUGGAGGAGGGAAGAGUAUCAUUAGUUGUUCUGACGACAAGACCAUACGGAUAUGGGACUACAAGAACCAGAGAUGUGCUAAGACUGUAGAGGCACACGGCCAUUUUGUUACAACAAUCGAUUUUCAUAAAUCAGCUCCAUACGUUGUGACUGGUAGUGUAGAUCAGACUAUUAAAAUAUGGGAGUGUCGUUAAAUAGCCACGCCCUCUA
Amphimedon queenslandica is the source of this 1523-nucleotide messenger RNA. Its product is annotated as lissencephaly-1 homolog. Gene Ontology annotation, cellular component: cytosolic [4Fe-4S] assembly targeting complex. The record is from RefSeq and is a predicted model, not a curated record. The coding region runs from base 245 to 1507 and encodes 420 amino acids. The transcript is spliced from 15 exons. Gene Ontology annotation, biological process: iron-sulfur cluster assembly. NCBI's taxonomy places the organism in Eukaryota, Metazoa, Porifera, Demospongiae, Haplosclerida, Niphatidae. Gene Ontology annotation, molecular function: protein binding.